AUGGAGUCAUGGGCUGAAUUUAUACUCAGUUUAUUGGAGGAAGUUGUUCAGAAGCCAACUAUUUUGAUUGGAAACUCUGUUGCAACUUGCAAGCCUCGCUUGUGUCAUCGCUGCCUCAGAGGUCCUUGGGGUGCUCUUUCACCGAUGCCUGAGAUCAAUGCCUCUUGCAGUUUAUGCGAGAAUACACAGGAAAAGUCGAUGAACUCAUAA
Messenger RNA from Microthlaspi erraticum, 210 nucleotides. Lineage: Eukaryota; Viridiplantae; Streptophyta; Magnoliopsida; Brassicales; Brassicaceae. The record is from the annotation of a GenBank genome assembly.